UAAAGUUUCAAGUUAACCACCAACUGCUGGGCUCUAUCAGCAAGCCAACGAAAUGAGUGAGACCAAGAAACUACUCGCCCAAUUGCUGUGCGACAUUUACGGCAAGGAAGAGGAGCUUGCAAGAAGCGUGCGGCUCUCUGGUGGAGGCAUGGAUCCCUAUCCAGAGGACUGUCCUUCAAGAUCCCCAGUAAAGAAGAAGGGACAAAUGUCCCGCCUGGUCAACGGUGUGACGGGUGGUCGUGCAGUCUUGGAAAAACUGGAUGUUCUCAAGCUUGCCAAUGUCGCUGAUAUUCUCAAGACGGAGAUCCUCCUGAUGGGCUAUCUGCUUCAGACUGUCCUCAUAGCCAGGGAUCGCAAAAAACGGCAACAGGAGGUGCUGUGCAAGUUCAUCAUCACCACACUGGAGAGAUGUGAGUAA
Messenger RNA from Drosophila guanche, 418 nucleotides. RefSeq lists its product as uncharacterized. Bases 53 to 418 code for a protein of 121 amino acids. The record is from RefSeq and is a predicted model, not a curated record. The transcript is spliced from 2 exons. NCBI's taxonomy places the organism in Eukaryota, Metazoa, Arthropoda, Insecta, Diptera, Drosophilidae.